Molecule: messenger RNA, 511 nt
Organism: Orcinus orca (killer whale)
Lineage: Eukaryota; Metazoa; Chordata; Mammalia; Artiodactyla; Delphinidae
Gene: MRPS18C
Product: mitochondrial ribosomal protein S18C
Exons: 6
Coding region: 33-464 (143 amino acids)
Biological process (GO): mitochondrial translation
Cellular component (GO): mitochondrial small ribosomal subunit; ribosome
Molecular function (GO): structural constituent of ribosome; small ribosomal subunit rRNA binding
Source: RefSeq, a predicted model, not a curated record
AAAAAGGAAAGGAAGAGGAGGAGCAACGAACCAUGGCAGCUAUGGUAGCCCUUUGCAGUGGGCUAGGAAGGAGAGCGUUAAAGCACUUCGUAACGGCUGCUGUCUGCCUCACAGAUUCUGGGGCUCAUGCAGUGCUGUGGAGAAGUUGUUCACAAUAUAAACAGGUAACCAGCAAUGAGGACCUGCCUGUUCCAAUGGAAAAUCCUUAUAAGGAGCCUCUGAAAAAAUGUAUCUUGUGUGGAAAACGUGUAGAUUAUAAGAAUGUACAGCUUUUAUCCCAGUUUAUUUCUCCAUUUACUGGAUGCAUUUAUGGAAGGCACAUAACAGGUCUUUGUGGGAAGAAACAAAAAGAAAUCACAAAAGCAAUUAAGAGAGCUCAAAUAAUGGGGUUUAUGCCAGUUACAUACAAGGAUCCUGCAUAUCUCAAAGACCCUAAAGUUUGUAACAUCAAAUACAGGGAAUAAAUUCUAUAAAGUUAUCAUCUAUAAAUUUAUUUUAUAGUUGUGUGGUA